CCCUUGUCUCGAUCCGCCAAUGUCUUUAAUCUACGACGGAUGCAUGGAAGCUGUAGUUAGGGCUCCGGCCAUGUUUAUUUUCCGCUUCUCUCCCACGAAGUCCUUCCAUUCCCUCCCAUCUCUCUCCUUUCUCCCGCAAUUGUCUUCGAGGAGCAUCAUCUCAUCAUCGAAAGUACUCUCUCACCGCUCAAUCUCCCACCGGAGCCAUUCACGGGCCAUGGCCGUCGGAUCCCAGACGAACAUGAUCGUUGAUACGUCUGCAAAAGGCGCAGAAUCAUUGUUUAGGAUGGCGGUUCGAAGUAUGGAGAAGGUGUAUUUGGACAGAAACCCUACUGCCAAAGCUGUUCUGGAUCUUGUCCUCUCGGUGGAUGGAAAUCAAAUUUGCUAUGAUCAUUUUGCUUUUAGGACAUUUGGGGUUGAUGGUUAUGGGAUAGAUUCUGUCGCUAAAUUUUUCCUGGAUUUUGGUUAUACCAUGAUGGAAGAGUUGAGGUUUCCUGCUAAGAAAUUGAAAGCAUUAUGGUUCGCACCUCCCAGUUAUGAUAAUGGAAGCUACUUUGGGGGUCCUUUGCCGAGAAUAUUCAUAUCAGAACUUCUUGUCGAUGAGAUGAGUCCUCAAAGUCAGGCAGUGAUCAAGAAGUAUGUAAAAAAUUUGGGAAAUGCAAAUAGAUAUGCAGCACUUGCAAGUACGUUGGGAUGUUUAACUUGGGAAACACCCUCAUAUUCUGACUAUCAGCAGCUAGCAAGGGAAAGUGAGUAUGCUGCAUGGACCCUUGUUAAUGGUUUCACAGUGAAUCAUGUAACCAUUUCUGUUCAUCGUCUGAAGUCGCAAAUUGGAAACAUCAAAAGCCUAAACCACUUUAUCAAUGAACAAGGGUUUAAACUGAACUCUGAAGGGGGGAUAUUAAAAGUGAGUCCUGAUGGCCUUCUGCUCCAGAGCUCAACUGUGGCUGAUUCUACAAUUUUCAACUUCAGUGAUGGUGUUAGCGAGCCUGUCCCUUGUUCGUACAUUGAAUUUGCGGAACGACUUGUACUCCCUCAGUAUACAAAAUUAACCAAUGAAGAGAUCAAGGAAUUCCACAGAAGAGAUGGCUUUGAGGUUGGGAAUGCUGAUAAAAUCUUUGAGAGCACCUCGAUGGAUCAAAUAACAAGGAAAGCCGCAUGAGCCAUGAAAAGCCUUUGGCCUGAAGCCUUUGAAUACCAGGUGCAAAGCUGCUCUCUAUCACAAACUGUUAAGCAUAAGAGCAUCCGCAUUUGUGCUGCUUCAAAGGCUAUAACACAAGUGAUGACAAUGGCAAUAUUUCUUAAAUGUUAUGAUUUUUGUGCUUUUGCAUUCUUGCCUGUAGCAGACGCAUACUCUGGACAGUAACCACAUUGUGUGAUUGUAGUUCUUCGGUCAGCUGCCAAUGAAUGGAUCGAAACUGAAUAAAAAGGUUAACAGCUUUGCUGGCGCCAUCAAUAAUGAUGCUUUGUAUUGCUUGACAUUUUGUUUUAGUUAUUGAAGGCCUUUUUAAGGCUAUUGUUAACUUUUUGUGAGCGCAUUAUCAAAUAUUUUGUGGAUGUAUUCUCCAAAAAUGUUCUAAGAGCAUAAUUAUAAGAAAGUUGCAUAA
This is a messenger RNA of Dendrobium catenatum, 1607 nucleotides long. RefSeq lists its product as uncharacterized. Bases 20 to 1162 code for a protein of 380 amino acids. Lineage: Eukaryota; Viridiplantae; Streptophyta; Magnoliopsida; Asparagales; Orchidaceae. The record is from RefSeq and is a predicted model, not a curated record. The transcript is spliced from 7 exons. Gene Ontology annotation, molecular function: oxidoreductase activity.